Molecule: messenger RNA, 2312 nt
Organism: Clarias gariepinus (North African catfish)
Lineage: Eukaryota; Metazoa; Chordata; Actinopteri; Siluriformes; Clariidae
Gene: adrb1
Product: adrenoceptor beta 1
Exons: 1
Coding region: 41-1219 (392 amino acids)
Biological process (GO): positive regulation of heart rate by epinephrine-norepinephrine; norepinephrine-epinephrine-mediated vasodilation involved in regulation of systemic arterial blood pressure; adenylate cyclase-activating adrenergic receptor signaling pathway
Cellular component (GO): membrane
Molecular function (GO): beta1-adrenergic receptor activity
Source: RefSeq, a predicted model, not a curated record
AAAAAAAAAAAACAGUUUCCUCACCGAACCCAGACACACCAUGGGGGACGGGUUACCGUCCAUGAACUAUACCAAUGACACCAAACGGGGACGCGUGGAUCCUAACGGUCCGGACAGCGGUUUCUCGGAACACUGGGUCAUAGCUUUGGGGAUCGUCAUGGCUCUGAUUGUGAUCAUCACUGUGGUGGGGAAUAUACUGGUCAUCGUGGCUAUCGCGCGGAAUCAGAGGUUGCAGACGUUGACCAAUGUGUUUAUUGUGUCUUUAGCGUGCGCAGAUCUGAUCAUGGGCUUGUUGGUGGUGCCGUUUGGCGCGACGCUGGAGCUCCGGGGCGCGUGGCUUUACGGAACUCAUUUCUGUGAAGUGUGGAUCUCCGUGGACGUCCUCUGCGUCACGGCCAGCAUCGAGACCCUCUGCGUGAUUGCCAUUGACCGGUACGUUGCCAUCACGUGGCCGUUUCGAUACCAAAGCCUUUUGACCAAGUCGAGAGCCAAAGGGGUCGUGUGCGUCGUGUGGGCCGUGUCGGCUCUCGUCUCGUUCCCGCCGAUCCUCCUCCACUGGUCGCGCGACAGGAACGAGACGGAGUGCUACGACGACCCGGAAUGCUGCGACUUCAUCACUAACCGGGCGUACGCGGUCUCCUCUUCAGUCAUAUCCUUCUACAUUCCUUUGGUGGUGAUGGUGUUCGUUUACGCCCGCGUGUACCGGGAAGCCAAGAAGCAGCUCCGGAAAAUAGACAAGUGCGAAGGGAGGUUUUAUAACAACCACGGCGUCUCGGCGUGCAAGCUGAACCGAAAGCGGCCGUCAGGGAUUGUGGCCAUGAAGGAGCAGAAGGCGCUGAAGACGCUCGGGAUCAUCAUGGGGACUUUCACUCUCUGCUGGCUGCCCUUCUUCCUGGUCAACGUUGUGCGCGGGUUCUGCGCCGAGGCUGUGGACAAGGAGCUCUUCGUCUUUUUCAACUGGCUCGGUUACGCCAACUCGGCGUUCAACCCCCUCAUCUACUGCCGCAGCCCGGACUUCAGGAAGGCUUUCCGCAGGUUGCUCAUGCCGUGCUGGCCGAGGAGCGCUGAUCACGGACUGACCGUGAGCUCGUGUGAGCUGUCGCGCUGCGCAGUGGAGAACCGCGCGCUCGCGCCAUGGACCGACUUCAACGGCACCCGGGACAGCAACUGCAGCCUGGACCGCAACAGCAGAGUGUCCCACACCGAGUCUCAGCUUUGAGCUUGCAUUUCGGAUUUAUUUCCCCAUACAAGUUCAAUUCUGAAUGUAACAAAAAAAGUUAUUUGCUAAUUGCGUUUAUCAUCAGCGUACAAAUAAAAAUACAUGUUUAAACAUAAACUUUCUUUCAAAAAAAAAAGAAGAAAAAAAGCCAAAACCAGUGGGCCUCUUAGAACAACCAUGCUUGCAGUGAGUAGACUAUUUUUUUACGUUUUUUUUGUUUUUUGCAUUACGCAGAAUGAACUCUCCCAGAGUUAUACAAAUUGACACAUUUCCAUAAUGAACUUCUGUAAACCCCCCAAACCCAAACUGUUACUAAUAAUUUAGUAUGUGUAUAUGUGGAACUGGGCACAAAUAGAGACUGUAAGAGAUUAUUCCUAAUUUAUGGGUUUAUACAGUUAGACUAAUUCGAAAAGCUGUACUUGCAGUGAUGGUUCUAAAAUAACAAAAUGAAAAGCAAUACAUUUUCCAAAUCAUCCCGUCUAGUUUACGAAUAAGUCCAACUGCGUACAACUUAACACAUUAGACUAUAAACAGGAAAAAAAGAGAGCCAAGAGAUAUUUCUAACAUUUGCCCUAGAUACAUGACUGUGAGGAGAGAAAUUUGCAUUUGUGCGCCCUGACACUGCAUGAACCUUUUUUCAAUGUUAUUUUUAGAGCCAUUUUUACUUCACCAAUCCAUCAUUUGAUGUAUUGUACAUAAGAAUGUGUGACAAUUGACUUUACAGAGUGAUACAAAAAAUGUGCAAAUUGUACAACAUGGAAUUGUUUAUAUUAAACAGCCAUAUAAAACUGUACAGUAUUAUUCAGUACCGAGUACAACUGAGUGAGUUUCCACGUGAGCAUAUGAAAGGAACUGUGAUUCUGUGCUUCGUGUUUGCACCUUAUAUACCGUCCAAUGUGAGCUACUUCUUUUCUCAUAUAAUAUAUUAUUUAAUAUUUCAAUAUGUCAGUCUGCCUAAUACUGAAGUGAUGGCUCAGUGAUUUAUUUAUGGAGUCACUUAUAGGUCUGGCCCUGUAUUAUUCAGUAGGUUUUCCUGUCCGGGUCCAUAUAGCUAAAUUCGUCUUUAAUGUAUGAGCGCCUCAUGUAAUGUAUA